This is a messenger RNA of Saccostrea echinata, 7347 nucleotides long. RefSeq lists its product as uncharacterized. The record is from RefSeq and is a predicted model, not a curated record. Gene Ontology annotation, biological process: cell differentiation; hormone-mediated signaling pathway; negative regulation of transcription by RNA polymerase II. The transcript is spliced from 16 exons. Lineage: Eukaryota; Metazoa; Mollusca; Bivalvia; Ostreida; Ostreidae. The coding region runs from base 349 to 3618 and encodes 1089 amino acids. Gene Ontology annotation, molecular function: zinc ion binding; nuclear receptor activity; RNA polymerase II cis-regulatory region sequence-specific DNA binding.
AAUGCUUGCAAAAGUAUAUGACACCAGCUGAAUUGCAAUAUUUUCGGACCAAUCAAUUCCCUUGUUAGAAAAAUUACGUCGAAUUUGGGUCAGUGCUGGUUGUGAAUAAUUGGGUCACUCAGUCAUGGAGAGUUCACAUACACGAGAUAAUUGACCGACUGUCUAAAUUGAAGUGAGGACCCGGGGACGUAAACACCCUUGUCUCAAGGUUUCCCUACCCACGGUGACCCAGCUAAAUCUUCAUGGCCAGUCAAGUGUACCACAGACAUGGAUUAAGUUUUGAUCCGUGAAAUGGUUUGACUUGCGGUGUACUGGAAAGCAUAUACAGACAAUUCCUUUCGGCAUAAUAUGACAACAAUGGGAAAAGAGGCCAGUUUGGAUGGAUUAGAGUUUGACGGGGACACUGUGCUAUGUCGAGUUUGUGGAGACAAAGCUAGUGGAUUUCACUAUGGCGUUCACGCCUGCGAAGGAUGCAAGGGAUUUUUCCGUCGCAGUAUUCAGCAAAAAAUACAAUACCGACCAUGUUUAAAAAAUCAACAGUGCAAUAUAAUGAGGGUGAAUAGGAACCGCUGCCAAUACUGCAGAUUGAAGAAAUGCAUAGCUGUUGGAAUGUCUCGUGAUGCUGUGCGAUUUGGUCGAGUUCCAAAGAAGGAAAAGGCUCGAAUCAUUGAACAAAUGCAAAAGAACACGAUGCACUCCCAGACCAGUCAAAUGAUGACAAUGUUUCAGAACAGUCGAGAUCUCAUUCAGGCAAUCGUCAGCGCUCAUCACGUCACAUGUGUCUUCACCCUCAACAACGUGAGGCAGAUGAGAGAGGAAGCCAUUAAGAACAAUAACUUUGUCAACUGCCCUGCUCAAAUGGCUUGCCCUCUGAAUGGCAAUGUUACACAGUCCUCCGAGGACCCCCAGGGAUGGUCGGAUAUGUCCGAGUUUUUCACUCCGGCGAUUAAGUCAGUGGUGGACUUUGCUAAGGCUAUUCCUGGCUUCUGCCUUCUCAGCCAAGAUGAUCAAGUUACACUGUUAAAGGCAGCUACAUUUGAGGUGUUGUUAGUCCGCAUGGCCAGCCUCUUUGACCCUGAAUCCAAUACAAUGAUGUUCACCUGCGGCAAAAUGUUCAAAAGAGAAGUCUCCCAGGUGUCAAGCAGUGCUGGGUUUUUACUAGAUUCCAUGUUUGACUUUGCCGAUCGUUUUAACAAACUGAACCUGACCGAUGAAGAAAUCGCCAUUUUCUCUGCCAUUGUUCUUCUGUCUCCAGAUCGUCCGGGGUUAAGAAAUGUUGAGCACUUAGAAAGCUUCCAGAUGAAGCUGACUGAGUGUCUCCAGACAAUGAUUGCGGCCAAUCACAAAGAAGAUAACACACUAUUUGCCAAACUCCUGAUGAAAACGACAGAUCUGAGAACCCUUAAUACUCUUCACUCGGAAAAAUCCAUUGGUCAAAAUGAAAAGAAUGGAUUAGAAAAAACGUCUGAGCACACCAUGGGUAACAUGGAUGGACAUGACCAAGUGGAUUCAUCUAUUUCUGAAGGAUCAACAGUAUCAGAUAAUUCCUCCAUACCUACAAGUUUGUCCGGGGCCACGGGGUAUGAUUCAGGCAUCUUUGAUGGAAUACCCAUAGUUCCACAGCGCCACUCCCUGGAGACAACACACCCCCAUUUGCUUCUGAAAACACCGUAUGGUACAUUUUACCGUGAAGACUCCCUUGGUUACUAUGGUUUUGUCACAGAUCAGCCAAUCAGAAGAUGUCACACAUUGGAACGGGAUACCCUUUCCCGACCACGUUUGCACACUAUUGAAGAACGCAGACGUUACACUAUGGACAAAGACUACAUGGAUAGGAAGAUCAAUAACCUAAGUGAUAGAUUCCAAAUGGAAAAGGGGGCAUUACGUGGGAACAGUAUGCCACCCUCACUGGCAGGUAGUGCUGCAUCGAGCCCAGUUCCCCCACAUUUCUUUCUGGAGAGCAGAAGUCCAGAGCUUAAACCUGGUUCAUUAGAAUCUCAUAGUGCAGGUAACAGCUUAAGAGGAAGCCCAAUGUUCAGUUCUGACAAUUUUAUCCCCAUUCCGUCAACUUCUCCAAAACCAGGAUCCCCCAACUUCAGAUCUCGCUCUGGAUCCAUGGGCAUGGAUGAUCAUUCUCAAUUGCGUCCAAGAUGUUACAGUUUUCACAUGAACAGUGAAGGGAAGGCCUCUCGUGACCCAAGCCGGGAGGCCUUACAGGAGAGUUACACAAUGUCGCCUGAAAUGAGGAGAGGAAGUGUUGGAGCUGUGUAUGGACUCCACCACAAGAAAAAGUCAUUGCUGGUGGAUCGUCACCCUCGAUAUCUCUCACGUCUCUCAGACUCCAUUGUGAAGAGGGUAGACAAGAUUAAAAGCCAGGAGACAAAGAAAGUGCCAGAUUCUUAUGAAAAUCUUCCAGCAGUUCAAUUACCUGUUCAGCCAGAACAAGUCACCUGGCUCCCUCCUUCUACAUCUAGUCCAGUAUCUGCUGCUGCAGGAGCCCCUCCUCCUGUUAGCAACCAGAAAAAUCCAGAUUCAGCCAAAUCAGACCAGCCUGUUGGUUCUCCUGUUGCCAUGGAUACAGAUGAGGAGCAGACAAGUGUGGAAAGUCAGGAAUCUAGUUCUGUCUUCCACAAAAAGUUUGACAAAAUGAGGAAACAUUUGAUAUCAACAGAAAAUGAGGAAGCUGAGAGGAAGUCAAAGGCUGAGGAUGAGGAUGUAAUGAUAGAUGAGGACACAAGUGUCUCCUCCCAGGAUAAUGUUAUCAAUGAAAGAAAUGAUGAAUCCCAGUCAAUGGAUGACAUACCAAAUAAGGACUUGGAGAAAUUAAAGAUUAAUGAUGAUACUAAAGAGAAGAAGACAAAAUCAGCUGUGGAGAGUCACCCACAGCUACUGGCUCACUUAAAUUCUAGCACUCCAAAUCUGCAAAUGGGCUUCUUGAAGCUUCCACUGCAAGUGUCUCCCAAACAGACAACGACAGCUUCAUCACCUCAAGUUCUGCUGAAUAUUCCCAAGUACAGUGGCAGACCCUCUUCUGUGGCCAAGGAAUUGCCCACACUGGCUUCUCAGUUGAAUAGUACUCCCCUCAGCAGUACCUCUUCUUUCACUCGAUUUGUGGAUCAAGGCAACAGGAGAGAUAAUAUGCAUUCAGAGACUAUGAGUCACUUGAAGGACAAACUCAUGCGCAAAUAUGACAGCAUGGAAAAUUUGGACAAAGUCCCAGCCCAUCAGUCCCAGCCCAACAGUGAAAAUGACAAGCACCCAAAGAUCUCAUCUGCCUCCAACCCAAAUAUUCCUGCCGGACUUUACCCAACAAGCAUGUGUUCUGAAGGUGUCAGAGGCAUGUUCCCUCAAUCAGGCAUGCCUAUGCAUCCUGCCUUCUUGGGAUCAGGGGGAUCAGGAUUUGUUCCCAGGAUGUUCAUGGUGCCUGGUUAUAACCAACACCUGGCAGGAAUGCAGCAGCUGGCACAGAUUUAUGCUAAAAAUGUGGAUCAGGAGAGGAGAAAGGACCAAAGUGAGGCUCCGAUUCAGAUGGAAAAUGAAGGAGGUGGAAAACCUCACGAUGGAAACUCUGACCUUGAGCUGACUUUGGAACAGAGAAUUAAAACUGAAAUGAAUUAAACCCAGCUAGGUUGUUCACGAAAAAUGGAAAAUCUGCUUGCCAUUCAAAAGCCACUUCUGCUUCAGUAUCAUCUAUUAAGGAAGAUCUUUCUGUGUAUUGUGAUUCAACAUUUCAUCGAAGUGCUAAUUGGUACCCAUUUUCAGGGAUCAACUGGUAUCCAUCCCUCCCAUAGAUUCAGCAGUGCUGACAACUCUGUGUAACAUAGAUACUGACUGUAUAUAUAAAACAGUGAGAAUGAUAUAUUUUUGGAGAUUUGUUAUUCGGAUGAUGGUUAGAGCUGGUACUCUUAUUAUGUUGUCAACCUUGUGUAAUUUAGUAGUUGCCAUGGAAGCUUCCCCCUCAUGUUCAUUUUUCCCCCUGAUCUCUCUUUGAUAUUUUAACUCUUCAAUUAUUAAAAUGUGAAUUGUUAGUAGUAUUAAUGGGUGUCUGCUCUUGCAGUUAGGAAUGCCAAUUUGUACAAAACUAUUCUUUUUUGAAUGACAUCAGAUUUGCUUAUGACAAAUCUCAGAGGUUUGUGCAGUUGUAUUUUGAAAGAGAAGGAGAGGCACAGCUUUACAAGAUAUUUUUUUUUUUACAAAUUAAUUAUAUUCUGUAUAUAAGAAUCUGUGUAGAUGUACAUAAAUUAUGUGUAAAAUAAGUUUACUUGAUGUGUUCUGACUGAAAAACAUCCUGAAAUUCUUGGCUUUUUAAAGGGCAUAGACAUUACUAUGUACAGUACUAAAAUCUUUGUUGGUAUAAUGAAAUUGUUAUUGUCCACCCACCAACUUCUGCUCAAAUGUGUUGGAUAAAUUUUGCACAUUUGUUGAAUGAAACAGAGUGUGUACUUACUAUGUAAUUGAUUUAGCAAGAGUACAUGGAUUUUUUUUUCUCUCAGUCUUCUCAUUGACUCAUUUUGCCCUCUUUCAUUAUCUUCAACACAGAAAAAAAGUGCAGAUGCAAACUGAGUAAGAAAUGCUUUUAUUAAUUGAAUGCUUUUUUAGCUAUUUUGACUAUCCAUAAAAAGAAGGGAUUGCAAUGUCCGGGCAUACCUGUCAUGAAUGACAUUUUGAGUUUUAAAUUAAAUGUCAUUUCAUUGUGUUGACGUUUCCGUGCCGUAAUUGUUUAUUUCCUGGGUUACAAAAGCAGCUGGACAUGAAAUACCUGAAUCCAUACAUGUAACUUUCAUCAUUAUUGCUCGUUUACAGCCAACAGAGCAGUGGAAAUUAAGUUGCUAGGUAACUCUGAAAAUCAAUUGAUGAACUUAUUCAGCAUGUCAGCUACUUACAGAGAUGUUAAUGUUGACAUUUUUGUUUUUGUAGUUUUUUUUUUUUUUUUUUUUUUUUUUUUUUUUUUUUUUUAGGUAAAACAACUACUGAUUAUGCUCCUUAACCCCUUAUUUUUUUUAUAGAUCACUGAGGAAGCAUAAUUGUGAUUCAUGAAAUGUGGUUCCCACUGAAAAUAUAUUUUUGUUUUAAUAAAUCUUAGAGAAAGAAGAAUCGAUACACAUGUACAUAACAUUUUUUUUUUGUUUAAAACAAGAAAAGAAAUAAUAUAUAGCCCCUUCCUGUACAGUUUAUGGUACAUAUAUUACAUAUAUGAUAAUUUAUUUGUGGACUAAUUGAAGUGUUAUUGAGAGAGAUAUUUGUGUCCUUGCCAUAGAUGUACUAUUUUUAUUAUAUAUAUAUAUAUAUAUAUUAUAUAUACUCAGUGUUGUCUGUGUACAUAUCUCACUAGGUAUUUGUAUAGAAUUCCUUUUUUUGUGUCCUGUAAAUUCAAUGUAACGUAAUGACCCUGCAUGGCUGAACAUUGAGAUUUAUUUAAGAACCUGCACUAAGCUAUAGUUUUUCAUUAUUAGGUAGGGAUGGGGGUAUAUGGUUCAUCAAUAGAACAGCAGUUAAAUGUACGUAUGUUAAAAUUUUGUUAGGUAAGUUUCAUAUAAUUAAAUCAUCAAAAUUUUUAUGAAUAUCAUUAUUUAGCUCAUUUUGAAGAAGAUGAAAUGUGCUUAUGCUAUAGGCUGCGAUUGGCAUUGUGGUUAAAGUUUAAGGAAUUAGUCCUUUCCUAAGUAACUGUAGGACUGUCUUGACCAAACUUGCAUAGAUGCAAACUACCCGAGUUGCCUUGGAUGCUGCAUCUGACCUAUAUUUUAUGGACAAAUGACCAGGUUAAACUUUUUAAUGCAGGUUCGUUCCCAAGUAUAAUUAAAUUCUACCAAGACUGAGCUUGCAUGGAUAUUGCAUCUAGAAAUGAAGUACGCUUAAAAAUUCAUCUAGUAUGAGACGUUCUCUUGUGUACAAAUAGUAUUCGUUGAGGUGAGCUUCGUAAUCUUUGAUUACCUAUGUUUCAUCCUUUGAAUGCAUGUCCUUGUUCAUGAUUAUAGGCAAUAAUUUUUAACCUAAACUCAGCAAAAACAAUUCACAAACCCUUCAUUGCUAUAACCAAAUAAAAUUUUAAAAUCCUCAAAAUCUGUAAAUAUUUUUUUUAUUUUGUCCAAAUAAUUGUACUGUUUUGUGAAUUUUUCUUCAAUUUAGUGUAGUUUGGAUUGUAAAUAGUGGUGUCAUUUGUCGUAUAGAUGUAUUUGUACAAUCUUCUCAAAAGAUAUUAAAAAAAAAAAAAAGAAUAGGGAUUUAUAGAGAGUCAAACAUAUUUAAUAUUCAGAGUUUGAUUAAGCUAACUCAACAAAAUUGUGCAAUAAAAAAAACUAUAUAUUUCAGACAUUUAUACCAUGAGAGCUUGCGUAAUCUCUUGAGAUAAAUUCUAGUACUUCUUAAUUUAUUCUACUUUUUAAUGUUUUUUUCAGUAGGUGUAUUAGUAAUCAAAAUGGCAUCGUUAAGGGCUUGACAUUUUAUUUGUGUGACUAGGAAAAGAGGAGUUGAAUUUUCAUAGGGUGUACAUAUGUAAUACACAGUCUUGUAAUUCAAAUUUUAAUCUCAAUGAAUUAUGUAAAGACAAGGUUGUAGAGUGUAAAAAAAGAAAUCAUGAAAUUAAAUUUAUUUAUUGGUGAUAUUUAUGCAUACAUUCUUAUUAAGUGCUAUGAAUUGUAACUUAUUGCAUGCAAUUGCUUGCAUUCCAAACUACAAUUAGUUAUUUGAGAAAGUUUAGUUACAACUGGGGUAAAGUUUGUGUAGAUCUUAACAAAAGUAUACAUUGAUGUGACUAUGUUAUUACAUUAAUUAUCAAUACAGCUGACAGAUAAUCCAUUUUUAGUAUGUUGAGAUAUCAUACUUACAACAUAAUUUGAUUAUGUACUUAAGCAUAAAUCACAGAUAAUUGUGAUGCAGAUUAAAGAAUUGGUUAGUGCUUGAUAUUUAUUAAGUGGAACACUUAUUGUUCUUCAUUGCUACGAGUGAUUAAGUCUGAGAGAGAGAGCUUAAGAGUUCAUUAUACAUCUAGUUUUUAAUCUAUUAUCUUGCUGUACCAAAUGGUCAUGUUAAUUUAUUUACUCUGUUGCUUUUAUAUUUCAUUGGCUUGACUUUAAUUUUUCACUUCACAAAAGAGAUUUGCAAUUGUUGCAUAUAAAAAUCUUUAUUAACAAGUCUUAAAAGUGUUAAUCAUGUUAAGGAAUGAUAUUUUAUUUUGCAAUUCCUGAUUAGUUAUGUGUUGACAACACAGUGACUGAAAUGAAAGUAUUGAGUAGCUAUAGUUGAUAUGUUUUGUUUUUGAUUCUUCAUUUUCUCACUCUAAGCUCAUACUACAUUUGUUGCUUUGUAGGGUGUAGUAUUUUGUCUGUUUAAAUAAAGUUCAGAAAUAUU